Messenger RNA from Procambarus clarkii (red swamp crayfish), 6733 nucleotides. The record is from RefSeq and is a predicted model, not a curated record. Lineage: Eukaryota; Metazoa; Arthropoda; Malacostraca; Decapoda; Cambaridae.
ACGAGUCAUGUGGUGUUUAUGUUACCAGAUCUCUCUGAGUGAGGGUCAGGAGGCAUCAGUGGUGCAAAAUGCCUGUUAAAACAGAGAUGGCCUCGUUGGACCCGCCGCCUCCAGCCAAUUCUGGCCAGCCGGGGGUGACGCGUAGCCUGCUGUACAAUGGUUCCAGGUUCCAGGGCCAUCAGAAGUCUAAAGGCCAGUCAUACGACGUGGAGGUGGUCCUUCAGCAUGUGGAUGAAGCUAAUUCAUACCUGUGCGGAUAUCUCAAAAUUAAAGGCCUAACUGAAGAAUACCCAACUUUAACUACUUUCUUCGAUGGUGAAAUUAUUAGUGAAAAAUUUCCGUUCCUUACUCGAAAAUGGGAUGCAGAUGAAGAAGUCGACAAGAAACAUUGGGGAAAAUUUCCACCCUUCUAUCAGUAUACGAAAACCUUCAAUUCCGAUACAUUUGACUACAGCGUUUUGAAGGACUCUGAACAUGUAUUUAUGCGAUGGAAGGAACAUUUUCUAGUUCCCGACCAUACCGUUAAGGACAUAAAUGGAGCUUCUUUUGCGGGAUUCUAUUAUAUCUGCUUCCAGAAAAGUGCAGCAACGAUUGACGGAUAUUAUUACCACAGAACUUCAGAGUGGUACCAGUCCCUGAACCUGACGCACGUACCCGAGCAUAGUGUCCAAAUUUAUGAGUUUAGAUAAAGGGGCUUAACUGGGUAUUGCUACUCUCAAGGCUUAGUGUGCAUAUGUGAUUUAUAUUUUAUUCGUUCCUUCUUAAAGUUUUAUUGGAAUGUUGCUAAAUCAUUUUAUUAAGAGCUAGACAGCUCUUGUAUGUAUAACUCAGCCCAUGUUGUGUCAUUAGCAAAGAAAAAUAGUACCUGCAUUUGUUUUUAAUACAAGAAAGUCCGUAUUUUGAGAUUAUUUUUGUGUGCUCUGCAAAAGCUAAAUAUAUUUUUUUUGGUAUGCCUGGUAUAUAAUUUUUCACAUUGUCAAUAUAACAGAUUUUCAUUGUAUAUUUUAUUAGCUGAUAGUAUCUUUUUAACUUUUUUUUGUAUUAUUAUUAUCAGGGAUUAGUGUUAGAAACAAAUGCUCAUUACGGAGCCGUUUUUCUUUAUAAUGACCGGCAUUUCUUUAGUACUGUUUAUGCCAUUAUAAAUAUAUAAAUAUAUAUAAAUAUAUAUAUAUUUUCAUUACUUCAAUUGUAAGGUUGAUUAGAGGUAGACAUCUCUAACAGCCCGACUACUUGUCAUGGGGCUAUGAUGAUACGAACUGUUGAGAAGAGCCAUUGGGAUAAUGUUAAAUCUUGCUAGUACAGUACAGCAUUAAUAUCUUUUUUUAGUCCACUUGCAUAAAGACUUCAAUUGCAAUUUUGUAAAACUGUUAAUUUGGCAAGAAUUAAAUAUUAUUUAUUGUUAAUUUGAAAUUGGGCGUAAUGAUUAGCCAAGCUCACUUUAGGGCACGUAGGGCAAUAAAAUUUGUUCCAAUUGAAUUUUAGCAACAGUGUAGGAUGGGAUGUAAGGCUCACAGUUUGUGGCUAUGGACAAAGUUUUUUGUCAAGAGCCCUUUUAGGCAUUUAAAGGGCAUUUGAGCCCUUUAGCCCUUUAGGCACCCAUAGUCAUUCUCAGUAAAGUAUCAGGGACUUGUAAGAGAAAUAGGCAUCCUGUAUUUAAUUUGGAAGAGCCGAUGCAUAACAAUAUGAUAGGCGGUUUAUUUCAUCAGUUUUGACUUCUAAGCACUGGUGGAUUAUUGGUUUAUUUCAUCAGUUUUGACUUCUAAACACUGGUGGAUUAUUGAAAAACACUUUGAAAUAUUAUAUGUUAUGAAAGUCUAGGUAAUUUGGGGGGUGAUUAUGGUAGCAAGGUUCAUUUCUCAGCAGUAUGUUCUAUAUUUUAAAUUAGUGGUCUUCUCUAUGUUCUGUGUCAUAAUAAGAAUGUUGUAUUAUUAUUUUUGUUAAGAUGUCUUUCUAAAACCAUCUCCUGCCAUGUCAUGAUUUUCUUCAACUGAUCAAGCCAUUAGUAAGUCUUCUAGUUUCCUUUAGAUAACCGAGUCCUGUUCUAAUUUGCAUACCCUUAAUAUUUGGAGGAUUAUUGGUCACUGUUUAUGUCAAGUGAAGAUUAUUGCUGGUCAAUGCUUAAGUAUUAUGUCAGAUAAAGAUUAUAUUUUCUUAUACCCUUGAUAUUUUGUUUUAUAUAAAAUUGUUACUUUUUUUUUAUAUAUAUACAGUAUAUAUAACUUGCGCUGUGGUGUUCAUCGUUCUUUCUGAAGACGGAAGAGAUGAAAUACUGUACCAAAGGAUUGGAAAGUUGCCGGUUGUGUUUAUUUCAUGUUUUAAUGAAGACAAAACUACUUUGCUAUCCUUUGUGACAGCAAGUUAUUGUGCAGAGCUUGUUGUAUUCUUGCAUGUUCAUACGACUCAACGUAACAAAGUUCAAUUAGAAAUCGAUUGCUUAGUCAUUGGUGAUUUUUGCCCAUAUGAUAUUUGUUGUAUUUAGUAGUUAAUACAUGUAGUCUCUGCUACAAAAACAUUUGGUGAAAGUGGAGCGUACAGCAGUACUUUCCGGCUACCAAAGUAUUGUACAGUAAAACUUAUUACUAAAGAUGAAACCGGUGGUUGAUUUUGGUUAUAUUAUUAGUGGUAUGCUUGUAUGCGUGAAUCAUUGUGUAAAACCAGUUUUGGUAGUGGAAUUUGUUUUUCAAACAGAGAGCAUACUACACAAAGUGCAUAUAAUAAGAUGGAUCGGCAGGAAGGAUUGGACGAAAUAUACAAACACUACUUACAAUCCAUUUAUUUAUUUUAUAACGCGAAGCUCCAAAUAAUUUUGCGUGGUUUUGUAGCAUGAGUUUGUUAGAUGAGCAUUGGUAAGAUUCUUUUAGGAAUUGCAAAAAUGUGUGUAUAUAAAAUAUAAGCCAAGUGAGGCACAUCAACAAAACAAAUGCUGUAUGGCAAGGGAUAUUUUGUCAAACUCUUUAGCAGAUAGUUGCCACUGAUCCCCAACCCAAACAUUUCUGCUCAGUUUUAAAGCAAUUUGUCCCUAAUCCUAAUAUGGAGUAAAUUUAUUAUUUCUUCAAGCAGAUGUUCACCACUUCGUCACUUCUUAUUUUUUUUAAUACAAUAAUAGAACAUUUUAAUCCAUUUAUAUACAGUAUGUGUUGGUCACAUGUAUAACUUAAUAUGUCAUACUUUUGAGUUAUUCAAAAAAAGUUAUCUGCAUACACUUGCUCUCUGGCAUGUACUCACUUGUUCACUGCUACGUGAGCACUUGCACAUGAGCACUCGCUCACUGUCAAGUGAGCACAUGUUCGCUGUCACAUGAGCAGUCGCUCGCUGUCAAGUGAGCAGUCGCUCGCUGGCACGUGAGCAGUCGCUCGCUGGCACGUGAGCAGUCGCUCGCUGGCACAUACACAUUUGUUCACAUCCCCAUGCAUACUUGUUCAGCAGGAUCAGGCACAUCAUGUUGUAACAUGUCAAAGUAGAUGAUACAAAUACUAUAGUCUACACAGCAUAUCCUAAGAAAAUACAUAUUGAUAAAAUAGGAGGAGUUCAGAGACAUGCUACUAAAUGGCCUCCGAGCCCCGAAACAGAACCACGAUGAGAGGCUGGGGGCAUUAAAUAUGCCAAAGCUAAUAAAUAGAAGAAAACAAAAUAAAGGCAAAAUACUCGCCACAUAAGAAAUUAUGACGGUAAUGAACAACAUAAGAAGGACUUUUGUUCUCAAUGUUCUGGAUUUUGAAGAGGUUAGUUUCACAGUGAGAAAAUAAAGGUGCCAAAAUGUGUACGUAUUAAUGGUCUGUUUUUCUCAGAUUAAUAAAAUGAAACAAGAGAACAGAGUAUGAGAAAAUCCUUAGAAGCUUCAACACUUCAAAAUUGCAAAGAUUAUAGAAUGUAAAUCAAUUCAAGCAUUGGUACGCUUUCUGUAACUACAUUUUGCUGAAUUACAGUACAUUACACAUUAUUGUGAAGGUAAAUUGAUUUACAGUAUGCAUGUACAGAAUGAAUAUUAUGAAUGUUCAUUCACAUACAUAAUCAUUACCAAGUUAAGAGAGUAUAGCCAUUAUAAUGCUUGAUGGAAUAUAAUUGAACAUCAUUUGGUUCAUUAUGCUGUUUCUUUCUUGUGCUUCUUUGUUCACGGAAUGUGUCGUUAAUAAAGAGCUUUAUGUGAGAGGAGCUGCAUUUUAUGGGUUAAUUUAUUUUAUUAAUUUGUUCACGGUAACUCUAUCUGUUAGUGACAAAAAUACUAAUAUGGUACAAUUUUUUUUUUUUUUUUUUUUUUUUUUUUUAAGAUGCUCCUGGAAAAAACAUAUUCAAUUAUAGUUUAUGCUUCGUUGCAGAACUAUUGAGCCCAAAUAAUUAUUGUUAAAAAAGGUUAUAUGAUUGUUGAAAUCGCCUAAAAUUGUUAACAUUUUCUCGAUUGUAUUCAAAAUGAUUUAUUGUCUAGCAUCAGAAGAAUACCAAAAUUAAUAAGUGAAGGGUGCUCACAUAAAGGCACCAUGAUAGGUACUUUGUGAUUAGCCAGCCACCUUAAAAUGGAUUUCAGUCAGGUCACUUCCCUCUUCAUUUCUGCUAAAUUGUUUGACGUUUAUUGAUUUGUACAAGUGCAAGAUGUAGUGUUUAAAAAAGUCAGAAUAAAUGGUUGAUGACAAACCUUGAAAGAAACUAUCCCAAAUUCCAUGAAUAAAAAUGGAAUGUACAGAAAAGGUAGUGUUGAGGCAUGCUUUGCAGAACCUAAUGUAGAUUUUUGUCAAUUUUUCAAGGCAUUUUAUUGCAUUUUUGCAGGUACUGUAUUGAUAUUUUAAACAGCUGUAACAGAAACUACCCAGUUGCCUUGCAAGCUUCCGGGAUCAUUUACCUCAAACAUUCGGAACACUACCGAAUGUGUUAUUGUCGCGGUUCCGGUGCCUGGCCGAGAGCCAAAACAACCACUCCAGCACGCCUCCCACCUAACAUAGUAAUUUAUAUUGGUUACUUGAAAAAUAAGUAACCUAACACUUUGGCGUGAUGACGUUCAGGCAGUCAUUAAAACAAUACACGCAGUUCGGGUGAUGACGUUAACGACGUCAUCAAUUAAUUUUUGGCUUAUUCUUAUUAGUAAGUACAAUAUAAACAUUGUGAGUGAAAGAGUUUAACAUUGGGUUGUGGGCUCAUGGGGCAACAUCUGGCCUACCUUGCGGUGCGCUGCUGGGCACUCGUCGGGCAAGGCAAAAUAAUUAAAAAGAGUCAGUGUUAUUGAAUUAAAACAUAUAAAUAAAAGAUUACAUAUUAAUUGAUUUAAAGAAAUGCAGGAUAAUUUAUAUUUAGAUGAUAGGGGUUGCAGAAAGGUCCUCUCUCCCUCUCUCUCUCAUCUUCAUUUUUUUUAUUAGAGACAUUAAUAUAUCUUGGACUCAGAGCCAGUGCAACUCGACUCUUUAUCUCCGGAUCAACUAGUUAACGGUUGCAUUAGAGUUGGCUAAGAAUGCUGUCUUGGUUUCAGCUAGCUCCCAGGACCCUGAAAUUCAGAUGAGUUUCAAAACUAAAGUACAUAAACAAAACUACUUAGUACUGUACUGACUAAACUGCUUAUACUCUCUCUAUCUCUCUCUCUUAACAUUUUUGUUCUCAACUUUAGUUAGGUAGUGAGACGAGAUGUGGCACAUUGCUGGAGAAUGAUUUAAACCUGUAUGACAAAUCUUACAUGUACCCAAUGAAGGUUGUGAUAUAUAAAACAUCUCCUUGGUCUUAAGACGUUUACUAACUGUACUUGAGAGUUUUCCUCUAUUACUGUAUGUGACUAGUGCAAAGAUUUGGCUAUACUGUCAGCAAUAAAUGCAUAUCAUUUAUGAUCAGAGCCUUCAGUGAUGUUUCUUUGCUCAUCUUAAUGCAGUUUCUAAUUCCAUUAUAUGAUUUUUUCUCUCCGUUGAUAUUAUGUAGUCUUAUUUCAAGUCAAAGGUAUACACAUUAUAUGUAUCCAUACAUCUGUGGUAACAGUUUUUUCUGGCUGUUCAUAGGAAAUGUUGACUUGUGCAGCUAUAUAUCAGUUAUGUAUAGAAUCUAAAUGUAUUAUAAGUUACUGCAGUACACUCUGGCAAGUGUCUUGUUAGUGUAUGUACAGGUACUGUACACCCUGCCGAAGUGUUUAGUCGAGGUGGUCUGUAGAUACAAUACAAUCUAGCAGGUGUUUUGCUACAAUGACCAUAUAUUGUAUACAAAUAAAUAUAUAUAUAUAUAUAAAUAAAUAUAUAUAUAUAUAUAUAUAUAAAUACAGUAUAUAUAUAAACUUUUAAAUAUGCUGCACACCAUGUCGAGAGUUCUGUGGGGGAGAUCUGCAGCCAUUUUGUGAAAAUGCAGAUAGAUGCUUCCUCAGCCACCACAGGCAGCAUGCAUUCAUCAUCCCCCAAUGUAAUCAAAUGUCAUUUACCAAGUAAGUAAUGCACUGUCAUUAAGUCACCAGAUAGCCCAAAGAAUAUUCUAAUUACUUGGUAACACGGCAUGCUUGGGAAUUUGUGACAUGUAUACUUGCAGGAAAUGGAAAACGUAACUGCAUUGGCCUAUAGAUCCGAGUCGGUUAAAUAACGGAUUUUUCAUGUGGUGGUUGAUGAUAUAACAUGCUGUACUUUAAGUAUCUCUCGGAGUGUCACAAGAUAUGAAUUUCAGGAGGCUGGAAUGUUGUAUUUUUUAUGCUGCUUUGGAAUAUUCUGUGAAUAUUUGAGAAGCUGUAGAAGCCUACCAGAGCCAAUGUUAUUUGUUUUGAACAUUAAAACUGAAAUCUUAA